Molecule: messenger RNA, 1469 nt
Organism: Alosa alosa (allis shad)
Lineage: Eukaryota; Metazoa; Chordata; Actinopteri; Clupeiformes; Clupeidae
Gene: ppp4r2b
Product: protein phosphatase 4, regulatory subunit 2b
Exons: 9
Coding region: 122-1195 (357 amino acids)
Biological process (GO): protein dephosphorylation
Cellular component (GO): protein phosphatase 4 complex; nucleus; cytoplasm
Molecular function (GO): protein phosphatase regulator activity
Source: RefSeq, a predicted model, not a curated record
GUGACAUCACAAGCGCCAUAUUGAAACACUUUUCUUUUCCCAUUUUUUUUCUUGUCUUCAGACGGCCAUCAGCGCUCUAUCUCCUGCUGAAUUCGGAAGAUUUCUAGAGAACACCUCAAACAUGGAAAUCGAUACCCUUCUGGAGGCCCUGAAAGAAUUUGAAAAGAAGGGGAAGAAGGAGGUCUCCCCUUUGUUGGAGCAGUUUCUGUGCCACGUUGCCAAAAGUGGAGAAACACUGGUCCCAUGGUCCCAGUUUAAGAGCUAUUUCAUCUUCAAACUGGAGAAAGUGAUGGAUGACUUUAGGGAUUCAGCACCAGAGCAACGGGGUCCUCCCAAUCCGAACGUGGAGUGCAUUCCCUUUGACGAGAUGAAGGCUCGAAUAAUGAAGAUUGUGGAUGGAUACACAGGAAUCCCCUUCACCAUCCAGAGGCUGUGUGAACUUCUGACUGAGCCAAAGAGGAAUUACACAGGGACGGAGAAGUUUCUACGAGGGGUUGAAAAGAAUGUGAUGGUUGUUAGCUGUGUGCAUCCUACGUCAGAGAAGAAUGGAUGCAGUGGUGUCAACAGAAUGAAUGGUGUGAUGUUGCCUGGCAAUUCGUCUGCAUUUGCAGAGAGGAAAGUCAAUGGUCCUGGGACACCGCGGCCUCUAAACAGGCAGAAAGUCCCCCUAUCCAGCUCACUAGCCACCAAUGGCCUUCCCGACAGCACAGAGAAUAAAGACCCCAACACGGCAGGUGGACACAGCAAAUCACACAGUGAAUCGUCUGUGUUGGGUCCAAGCCGAGGCUUGGCGAGGAACAAGCACGCCGUGAAAGAGGAGGACGAGGGUCUGGAGGAGGAGGAACAGCCCGAGGUGAAGAGACUGAAGUUCCUGAAAGACGGGGAGGACGGAGCAGAGGAAGACGACGAAGAAGAGGAAGACGAGGAGGAAGACGACGCGGAUGAGACGGCAGUGGUGGAGACCCUCCGGCCCACGCUGGCUGAGAGCUCGUCGGACGCCCAGCAGGCCCGUGCCCAGUCCUCGGCGUCGCCAGAGAAGCAGAGGGACGAAGAGCUGGAGGAGGAAGAGGAGGACUCGGUCCCUGCCAGCUCUGCAGCUGAUUGCCAAGACCAGGUAAUAAAGGCAAAUCCAAUGGGGCAAAGUCGCCAAACAGUAAGUGAGCUCAUAUUUUGUGAACACUUUGAUGUAUGUUAACGAAACUUGGUCACAUGACAACUGACCCCCUCCCAAGGGUACACAACACAUUUGGUGUAAUUCGGCCACUGAGGGUGCUAUAAUUUGCGAACCUGCGUUUAGGGGUUACAGUAUAUCAUGAUGACGUAGGGUUAGCAAAAAAAUUCCAAUGGCUAGUCAUACUCUUCAUACUUAUAUUGAUGAUCAUUGCAAAUUUUCCCUAACCUGACUCUUGCCAGAUGAAUUUCGUUCCGCCUAGCUCCACUCAUCCAUCUGGGACAAAUCCAUUGGAGUG